AUGGCAGACACCAAGGUCUACCGGGCCAGCACCACGGCCCCGGUCAACAUCGCCGUCGUCAAGUACUGGGGGAAGCGAGAUACCAAGCUCAACCUGCCGACCAACUCGUCCCUCUCCGUCACCCUCGCCCAGUCCGAUCUGCGCACCCUCACCACCGCAUCCUGCUCCUCCUCCUACCCCUCCGAGCAGGGCGACACCCUCCUCCUCAACGGCGAACCCUCCGAUGUCUCGGGCGCACGAAUCCAGGCCUGCUUCCGCGCCUUGCGCGCCCGCCGCGCCGCCCUCGAGGCCACCGACUCAUCCCUCCCCAAGCUCAGCGCCAUGCCCCUGAGACUCGUCUCCGAGAACAACUUCCCGACCGCGGCUGGCCUGGCCUCGUCGGCCGCCGGGUUCGCCGCCCUGGUGCGCGCCAUCGCCAACCUCUACGAGCUCACCGACAACCCUUCGCAGCUGAGCCUGAUCGCCCGCCAAGGGUCCGGCUCGGCCUGUCGCAGUCUGUUCGGCGGUUACGUGGCGUGGAGGAUGGGCCAGGCCGCGGACGGCAGCGACUCCCUGGCCGAGCAGGUGGCGCCGGCGUCGCACUGGCCCGAGAUGCGCGCCCUCAUUCUCGUCGUGUCGGCGGCCAAGAAGGACGUCGGCUCCACGUCGGGCAUGCAGCAGACCGUGGCCACGUCGAGCCUCUUCCAGCAGCGCGUGCGCGAGGUGGUCCCCGCCAACAUGGCCAAGAUGGAGAAGGCCAUCCAGGACAAGGACUUUGGGGCCUUUGCCGAGGUCACGAUGCGCGACUCCAACUCGUUCCACUCCACCUGCUCCGACUCGUAUCCUCCCAUAUACUACAUGAACGACGUGUCGCGGGCGGCGGUACGGGCGGUCGAGGCCGUCAACGAGGCCGCUGGCAAGACCGUGGCUGCGUACACAUUCGACGCCGGCCCGAACGCCGUCAUCUACUACCUCGAGAAGGAUGCCGAGGCCGUGGUUGGCACCUUUGCUGCUGUCGUCGGCGGUGCUAGCGGGUGGAAGGAGGGUGCCACGUCAUUGAAAUCUGGCAUCGCUCUGAACGAGACGGUGGCUUCCAUCUUGAAAGAAGGAGUCAGCAGGGUCAUCAUGACUGGCGUUGGCGAAGGUCCGGAGAAGACGGAUAUCUUCCUGGUCGAGGAGAACGGAGAGCCGGCGAAGCGUUACUCAAACACCUUCCAGGCAAAUGUCACCAGGAGCAGCAACAUGAGCACCAUCUGCGACAUUGACCAGGCCGGUAAUGUGGUCUGCACAUAUACCGAGUCUGAGAAGGAGGGCAUCAACGUGGACAAAACCAAGGUCCCCCUGGGCAAGGCCAUCUUCUACGCCUUCCUGCCUGCCGGCUUCCCCCACAGCGUCACAGAUGACUACCUCUCCUACCAGCUUUUUGAUUCCCUGCAGGCAUUCUCUUCUUCCAUCGCCUCCCUGCUUGCCAACCGUGCUGUCCUCGAGGGUCUAGGCGUCGGCAAUGCCGACCAGUCUCCCACAGCCGCACUCGUUCUCCAGAUCAUCCAGGACACCUUCUCCCGCUUGGCCACCAUCCUCUUUGCCCAUCGUAUGGGACAGGCCAUCGAGCCCGAGGCCAAGUCCUACCGGUUCAUGGCCGACAUCUUCAACGACUGCUCGCUCUUUCUGGAUCUGCUCUUGCCGAUCCUUCCGCUCUUCCCCAAGAUCACCGUCAUGGUGACCGCCAGCAUCCUCCGGUCCCUGUGCGGCGUGUCUGCCAACGCGAGCAAGGCCAGUCUGUCGGCUCAUUUUGCCAAGGUGGGCAAUCUCGCAGAGCUGAACGCCAAGGAAGCGUCUCAGGAAACUGUCGUGAGCCUCGCCGGCAUGCUGACUGGCACUCUCGUCGUCCACAUGGUCAAGGACAAGAAGGCCGUGUGGUGCUGGAUGGUGACCUUGCUGGGCAUCCACCUCUACAUGAACUACCGCGCAGUCUCUGCUGUCAAGAUGCUCACCCUGAACCGGCAGCGAGCGACGAUUGUGUUCCGGGAAUAUCUGGAGCACGGCAAGAUUGUCACUCCCGAGCAGGCCUCGAGACGGGAGAGCAUCCUUCUCAAGGGCCGUGGCCGCCUGUGGAGCAAGAGCGGCGACUAUGAGGGCACCUGCGAGUUCGGCACCUACGGCGACGUCAUGAACUGGAAUCCCUGGGGAUACCACCGCUACGUCUUCGAGACGGAGACGUACUACAUGGGUAUCUGGCACUGGCGAGCUAGCUUCUACAUCCGCAUCGCCAUGAAGGAGGGCAGCGACGACGUCCAUGGUCCACUACUGGCCUGGUUCGAUGCUGUGACCCACGCCUACCACUUUGACCAGGCUCUUAAGGACGGCCUGGACAGCCACUAUGAGAGCGAGGGACACCACGGCUACAUCACGCAGGAGACCAAGGAUACUGUCCUUGGUGCGCUGCGCUCUGCCGGCUGGGACGUCGACAACAACCAACUCGAGACCAUGUCUCCUGUCCGCGUUCGCGUGGGUGAAUCCAAGAAGGGCAUGUAG
Messenger RNA from Thyridium curvatum, 2514 nucleotides. RefSeq lists its product as uncharacterized. The record is from RefSeq and is a predicted model, not a curated record. Gene Ontology annotation, molecular function: diphosphomevalonate decarboxylase activity; ATP binding. NCBI's taxonomy places the organism in Eukaryota, Fungi, Ascomycota, Sordariomycetes, Thyridiales, Thyridiaceae. The coding region runs from base 1 to 2514 and encodes 837 amino acids. Gene Ontology annotation, biological process: isopentenyl diphosphate biosynthetic process, mevalonate pathway. Gene Ontology annotation, cellular component: cytosol. The transcript has 4 exons.